AUGGAAAACCCUAACCAUGACGGCGCCGCUUUUCCACCCCUCACCGACCACGAACCCACGGCGCACCAAUCGGAGCCCGGCGCAUCCUGGCAGAGUUUUGACAGCACCCAUAGGCAGUUGAUCCAAUCAAUGGUGGCAAACUUGUCGGAGUCGGAGAAGGUAAACCUAAUAUUGACAGCCGCCAUUAGAUACGCCGUCGUGCGCGGAGACCUCAUUACGGCGCUGGCCAGGGACGAAUCUAGGACGAUCUGCGUCCAUAUCCUAGCCUGUGACGCGACAACACCAGUUAAGCUGUUUCGUGUGCUUAACGAAUUCGAGGACAUGGAUAACGCCCACUUCCAGUGGUGGUUCGAACCGGAUUGCGUCAUUGCUAUGAUCUCUUUUGUCGAUCCAAGGUCCGCAACACGGGUCCUCCAGACGUCGGCUGAGGAUGUGGACGAGCUUCAGCUCCAAUGGCAUGCCUACACUGCCAAUUGUGCCGCCUGCCCUUUAACAUGUGGAAACACAAACUACGUGGACCCUUCUAACAUUUCACGGGCGCCUGACGGUUAUUACACAAGCACUGGCAACACAGCGAGUGUCACUUUUCCUGAGGGCUCUUCCUCAACAACUCUCCCCAAGUUUCUUGAGCUUAACAUGUGGAUUUCCGGUUCUGUUGAAGUGCGUCCUCUUCCGCUAAGCGGUCAAAACAGCUAUCCAUUGGACCAAUAUGACCGAAUAUGGGAAGCUGACAAGGAUUUCUCUCCUUACCACGUGUCUUCAAGUUUCGUCACUCAAACCAACUUCAGAUCAUCCAACAUCAAAGGGAGCCCUCCCAACGCCGUUCUUCAGACAGCCCGAGUUUUGGCGAGAAGGAACAACCUCGUAUACUAUAUGCCUCUAAGUAAUAACAAUAAUCAACGAGAUUACCAUACCCUCUUGAAAUAA
Striga asiatica is the source of this 927-nucleotide messenger RNA. NCBI's taxonomy places the organism in Eukaryota, Viridiplantae, Streptophyta, Magnoliopsida, Lamiales, Orobanchaceae. The record is from the annotation of a GenBank genome assembly.